AUGAAACAUCGAAUCCUACCUCGACCUCAACUUCCACUUCUUCCCCUCACUUCAUUAACAACCACCACCACAAUGGCCGACAUUGAAUCUGCCUUCCAGGCCGCCAUCGAUGACCACAAAAUAAACGGCGGGGUUAUUUGCGCAACCAACAGCACAGGUACCUUCAAGUACAACAACCCCAUAGGCGAGCGCACCCUACUCUCAGGCACCAAGCAACCCCACCAACUCUCCGACGUACUCUUCCUCGCCUCGGCAACAAAAUUCAUCACCGCCGUCGCAGCCCUCCAAUGCGUUGACGACGGCAUCCUCUCCCUAGACGGGGACCUCUCAGCGCUCGCACCCGAGCUCACAUCCAAACAAGUCCUAACGGGGUACUCAGAUGACGGCACCCCGCUCUUCGAGAACCAAUCUCGCCCUAUCACUCUAGAACACCUAAUCACCCACUCCUCAGGGCUCGUCUACCACUUCAUGAACCCGACCAUCGCGCAGUGGCGUGAAGAAAACGGCGCCCCGCUCAUAGACGAAAAUGGCGAGCAGCGCCGGCUUACCGUGGAAGAGCUCUUCAGCUACCCGCUGGCCUUCCAACCCGGGGAAUCGUGGAUGUACGGGCCCGGGCUUGACUGGGCGGGCCGGAUUGUCGAGAGAGCUACGGGGAAGACGCUGAUUGAGCGGAUGCAGGAGCGCCUGUUUAACCCGCUAGGGAUUAAUGAUGCACAGUUCUACCCUGUUACGCGGGAGGAGUUGCGUGGGAAGUUGGUGGAUUUGAGUCCGGAAGACCCUGGGGCUGUGGGGCGGGCGGUGCUGGGUGGGAAUGGAGAUAUGAAUCUGCGUACGCAGGGGGAUUUUGGGGGGCAUGGACUGUUUAUGUCCGGGGAGAGCUUUAUCAAGGUGUUGCAGUCAAUUGUGGCGAAUGAUGGGAAGUUGCUGAAGACUGAGACGGUGGAUGGAAUGUUUCAGCAGCGGUUGGAGGCUGAGGCGAGUAAAGGGCAUCAGGAUGCGCUGGCGAGUCCGAUGGGUAUCUUCUUCCGCGUGGGUAUUGAUGAAGAUACGAAGAUGGGGUAUGGACUUGGCGGGGUGGUUACAUUGGAGGAUGUCGAGGGUUGGUAUGGGGAGAAGACGCUGACGUGGGGUGGUGGGCUGACGGUGGCUUGGUUUAUUGACCGGAAGAAUGACCUUUGUGGUGUUGGCGCUGUCUUGAGUGCUCUGCCGGUGGAUAUCCCAACUGUCUCGGACCUGAAGCAGGUCUUUCGAAAGGAUGUCUACAGGAAGUAUGCGGAUUGGAAAAAGGAACAGGGGGUAUGA
This is a messenger RNA of Aspergillus puulaauensis, 1302 nucleotides long. RefSeq names its product serine hydrolase domain-containing protein. Bases 1 to 1302 code for a protein of 433 amino acids. The record is from RefSeq and is a predicted model, not a curated record. The transcript has a single exon. Lineage: Eukaryota; Fungi; Ascomycota; Eurotiomycetes; Eurotiales; Aspergillaceae.